Molecule: messenger RNA, 3853 nt
Organism: Ceratitis capitata (Mediterranean fruit fly)
Lineage: Eukaryota; Metazoa; Arthropoda; Insecta; Diptera; Tephritidae
Product: TSC22 domain family protein 1
Exons: 7
Coding region: 609-3023 (804 amino acids)
Source: RefSeq, a predicted model, not a curated record
UAUAAUAUAUAAUAUAAAAUAUAAAAUAUAAAAUACAAUAAAAUAUAUAAAUAAUAAUAUAAAAAGUGAAACACCGACGAGAUUUCCUAUAGAACGCAAAGAAGCUUUAAAAACUCAAUAAUUUAAAUAAAAAUCAAACCGAAGCAACUACCACUCAUAACAAAUUGAAAUUAACAAGGUCAUAGGUAUUCUUAACAGUAUUAUUAACACGUUAACACAUACUCACUCAACAAUCUUCCACCUACCGCGCUACGAAAGUGUAAACGCCGCAAAUCUACCCAAAUACACGUGACCCCCACAACGUCAAGAAACAAGUGGAAAAAAAUAAUAAUAAUAAAAAAAAAGAAAAAUACCAACAAACAACAACAAAAAUCAUAAUAAAGCAACAGUAAAACAACUAAACAACACAGUGCCACACAGCGAGCGCGGAAACACGUCGCAACAAAACGAAAAGACCAACAGCUUGUCGGGAAAGUGACAUACAUACAUACAUACAUAGUACAACGUAGUGAGAGGAAAGUAGUAAAGAAAAUAAAAAAAAACAGAAACAACUGUGCAUUCGAGGAUAUUAAACGAUAUAAAAGAGAAAACAAGAGAACACCAGGAAAAUGUCCUGCAUAUCUAGUAAUUUCAGCUCAUUCUUCCUUAAUUCCCUCAACGAUUCAUCUGAGUUCGCCAAAUAUUUGAGCAAUGGUGAGCUAAAGUUUUCGUCCUUCGAGGAUUUUCAAGUGUUUGGAACGGGCGCGGCGGGUACUGGCGCGACGCCACCUCCGUCAGCAACGUUGUCAUCAUCAUCAUCAUCAACAUCAUCAGUAGCACAGCAGGUAGCAACGCAACAACAACAACAACAACAACAGUAUUAUAAUGGUGUCAGUAAUAGUGGUAAUAACAACAAUGCCAAUAUUGGCAUUGGCGCCACCAACACAACGGGGUUACCGAGUGGCGUUGAACAACCGUAUAGUAAUGGUAUUGGCCAAGUGAAUCCUAUUGGUAAUUGUGUUCAAAAUGUAGCGGAAACAUCUAAUGUCACGGCGUUAACGCCUUCGAACGGCCCACAGUCCGCCGGUGUGCAGCAGUUGCAACAUGGCGCACAUUUACAUUCAACACAUCACACACAUCCCUCUCAUCUGCCACAUACGCAUCCACAUGCACCGCACCCCUAUGCCGGCGGUAGCCAUGCGACGCAUCCACCCGGUAGCCUCGGCGGUGCAACCGCUCCCAAUGCCUUUCAUCAUAAUCACCUCGCUGCGUCACACCAUGUGCAAGGCAUGCCAACGUCUACAACGCAAAGUUAUCCUGCAACACUACAACGUUGGAGUUCAGCUGGAGCUGGCAAUCCUAUGGCUACCGCCACGCCCGGCACACCGCAUAGUAUAUCACAAUUGCAGAGUAACAAUCAACAGGGCACGUCUCUUACUCCUAAUCCUAGUGGUGCUCAGCACUUCGAUGGUUCCUUUGAAUUCCUUAAAUACCUGCGUCAUUCGAAUGAUUACAAUAAUGGUGAGGGUCAAGCUGAAGCUAGUGCCAAUGGCACUUCUGCUGGUCCGACACAAUCAUCUACGUCGUCUAGCUUGAUCGAUUUGGAUAGUAGUACGUCACAUAAAUCACGAUCUUCGCGUAAAGCAGCCGCUUUAUUGUCUUCCGUUUCGCGUUCCUCUAAUAGCCUUGACGCCAACGCGCUGGACGUUUUCGAUCAUGAUUCGAAACAUACCGUUUUCGAUAUGCAUCAUGUCACGGCUACUAAUAGUUCCAACUCGAAUGAAUCUUCCCUCGAGAUAUCCAAUUUAGCCUUCCCCACCUCGCAUUUAAAUGCUUCCAACUCGAAUACUUCCUCCGAAGGCGCCGCUACGGGUAGCUCUGAUUUUGCUAUGCUUAACGUUAGCUCCGCGGCAAGUGCUCCGAAACCGUUGGCUACCUUCACCAUCAAGGACAACUUUGAUGUACAUCCUUCGCAUAAGGUGGAGGAGGGUAUUUUCCAACAUAUGAAUAAACUACCGGCGAAGAAAAAGGAAAAUUUGAAGCAAUUAGGAGUUCGUUUCACGGGUCAGAUGACGCUUUCGGACAAGUCUAUUGUUGUGGAAAACUUCAUUAAGUUCUGCCAGGAAUACGACGUUCAGGAUCAUCGACCAUUUUUAUCACUCAAUCAAAGUGGCUUAAAUAAGGCAGAUCAAAUUAAGUUUGCACGUUAUUUGGGCCAAGGUCUACCCACUUUUACGCUUUUUUGCAUUUAUAGCAAUUUCAAAAAUCUUUUCUGCACCAAACGAACGGAAAUCUACACAAAGGAUGGUUACAAUUUGCCUUACAUACUGGACAAAACGAAACGUUUUCUAUCAAAUACAACAGCAGAUUUGAAAAACAUGGUGCAACAGCAAUCUAACGAUAGUAUCGAUUUCGGACCGAAUGCGUUGGAUAGCAGCGGCGCACCCAGAGUGGGCAGUAGCAAUUUUGAUUCGUCAUUACCGGCGAGAUGUUUGAUGCCAAAAGUUUUGGAAAAUUUAUUAAUAUAUGAAAAUUUCGAUGUACACGAAACGCAUCGUGUUGAGGAUGGGGUCUGUACACAUAUAACGCGUUUGCCGCCAAAAAAGCAGGAAUUAUUUAAACAGUUCGGUAUUCAGAGUAAUCAAACGGUAACCUUUUACGAAAAGUACAUACUCGUCGAAAACUUCAGCAAAUUCUGCAAUGAAUAUAAGAUAUCCGAUCAUCGACCCUUUUUGGACUUCCAUGAGAGCGGUUUACCCAAAUGUGAACAGGUCAAGUUUGUACGAUAUUUGGGACAGGGAUUACCAAAUUUGACACUCAACAAAAUAUACUUAUCCUUCAAGGAUUUAUUGGGAAUGAAUCGUUUAGAAAAAACGACCACGGAGGGCUACAAUUUGGAUUUGAUUUUAAAGAAGAAGAAAAAGAAUUUGUAUAAUCGUAUGCAGGCAGCAGUUCACAGAGAAAAUAAUGAAACGCUGCCCACAAGUCAACCCGCUCAACAAUCAAUCGCACAAACGACACAUCCUGAUGGUUUUAAAACCUAACAAUAACCGUUAAAUGGGUUUGUGAACACUAUUAUGGAGAAUUUGUCACGUGAGGUGCUUAGGUGGUGGAGCGCAGUGGAGAAACUAAAACAAAAUUAUACUCGAAAUUAUACAUCCUGGAACUGGACCCGAAACUGUUGUGUCUUCAAAAAUUCAUGCAAAAACAAAAAACAAAAACAAAAUUAUGUUAAUUAAAGUUUAAAAGUAUUCGUAAGUGCUAAAUUUAGGAAUUAUGGUAGUUAAUUUGAAAAAUUGUUUUUUGAUAAAGGGAAAUGUGUACGAAAACGAGAAAAGAACUUAAAAGAAAAUGCAAAAUGAAACAAGAACAAGUUAUUGUAGUAUAUAAAAUAGCUAAAUAGCAAAAAAGCAAAGUUAAUCAAUUGAAAUGGCAAAUACAUAAGAGUAUUAAGCCACUUGCAUACAUAUAUAAAGGUUAACCAUAAAAUAUAGUAAGGUAAAAGUAUAAUAAAUAAGCAAAUGAAUUCAAAUCAAGUAAAUCAAAAAUAAUACAUUGGAAAUAUCAAAAAGGUAACUUUGAAUGAAAUGCAAUCAGAACUAGAAAUAUGUACUCGUAUGUUUGUAUGUAAAUUAAUGUUCUUAAUAUUUCGUUAAUCUUAAAUUUCUUUAAACUCAAUUUUUGCUGACAGAGUCUGUUAGAGUACGCAGUACCAUUGCGUUUUCCCAAAUUCAACUCAUUUACGCAUUGAAAUGAAAAUUUUUCAGUUAAUUUCAGCGUCUGUAUAUAAAUUAACAUGCCAUCCUCAUGUGUUUCUUAGUUAGUUGUAUUUUGUUGUUAUUUUGCUUUGAAUAAUAAUAAUCUUCAAAAGACU